Molecule: messenger RNA, 1656 nt
Organism: Talaromyces rugulosus
Lineage: Eukaryota; Fungi; Ascomycota; Eurotiomycetes; Eurotiales; Trichocomaceae
Exons: 1
Coding region: 1-1656 (551 amino acids)
Biological process (GO): threonyl-tRNA aminoacylation
Cellular component (GO): cytoplasm
Molecular function (GO): ATP binding; threonine-tRNA ligase activity
Source: RefSeq, a predicted model, not a curated record
AUGCGCUCAACAGCCCUUUUGCUGUGUCGCAGGCAGCAGCAACGCGUCAACAGUACACCAUCAUGGCGAACGUUCAAUAGGCUCUCUGCUUCUGCUCGAUUCUGCUCCUGCCACGCCGGCCCCGUCAGGCAGUCCACCAAGCCAGCGCAGCCAACAGCUCCUCCGCCCGUCUCCGCAUCUUCGUCGUUAUGGCGGCGCAACGCCAGUGGUUCUGCGUCAAAGAACCAGUUGAACCCUUCUCCUGUCGAUCACAGAGCUCUGGGCACCGAGCAGGAGCUCUUUACAUCGUCGCUGUACAGCCCUGGAUCUCCGUUGUUCCUGCCGAACGGGACGCAUGUUGUGAACAAACUGCUCGACUUUCUUCGAGCGCAGUACCGGCAAUAUGGGUUUCAAGAGGUUAUCACGCCGAACAUAUACAAGAAGUCGCUAUGGGAGAUAUCCGGACAUUGGCAAAACUACAAAGAGGACAUGUACGAGGUGCGUGGUCGCGGAGCCACCGGCGAAACUGAAGGAGAGGUAGGCGAAGACGAGUCUUACGGGCUGAAGCCGAUGAAUUGCCCCGGUCACUGUCUACUCUUCAAAUCGCAGAAACACUCCUACCGCCAGCUCCCAGUGCGCUACGCCGAUUUCAGUCCUCUGCAUCGCAAUGAGAUUUCGGGAUCGCUCAGUGGAUUGACUCGUGUGCGACGUUUCCACCAGGACGAUGGCCAUAUCUUCUGUCGACCGCAACAAAUCAAGCAAGAGAUCUCUCUUGCAUUGGGAUUUGUCGACAUGGUGAUGAAGACAUUCAAACUAGGCUCCUACCGCCUACUGCUUUCUACGCGGCCCGAAAAAGACUUCAUCGGUAGCUUGGAGCUAUGGGAUAGUGCCGAAUCACAGUUGCGAGAUGCGCUAGAAAACAGUGGUCGUGAAUGGGAGCUCAACGAAGGCGAUGGCGCCUUUUACGGGCCCAAAAUAGACAUCCAGUUGCAAGAUGCAAAUGGCAAAUACUACCAGUUGUCGACCAUCCAACUGGACCUGAACCUUCCGCAAAGGUUCGGGCUCGAGUAUCAGGUCGGAGAAGGCGAGGAAGAGUUCGACCUGCGGAAUCCUGGAAAGGCUACACCGGUCAUGAUUCACAGGGCUGUGUUCGGCUCACUAGAGCGCUUUCUCGCCAUAUUGAUCGAGCGAUAUGCUGGACGUUGGCCGUUUUGGCUCUCGCCCCGACAAUGCAUCAUACUCACGGUUCAUCAGAACCAGGAGGUGCUUGAUUUGGCUGAACAGGCGGCUGCUAAAUUAUCUGGAUUUCGAGCAUUGUUACCUACCUUUGGGUCCGACCGGGAAUCCCAGCCUCCCACGCCGUUGGCCUCGACGGAUCCAACAUUUCUCGUUGAUAUCGACAAUAGCAGCGACUCUUUGGGAAAGAAGGUUGCUCGCGCCAAGAAAUCGAAAUACAACUUGAUCUUUGUCGUGGGGCAGAAGAACCUGGCCGACCAGAGCAUCGAAGUUGAUAUCGAUGGCCAACUCAAAAGCAGUGACGACGGGGGAGCGGCAAAACUCCGUGGUUUACUGGCCGGAGUUGGCGCUGGCUCCUCUACAGAGAAUGGCCGGUCUAUGAAGAUGAGAAUCGAGGACGUGCAUCCCUUGCUCGCUCAGCUGGAGAAACAUUUUCUAUGA